Lingula anatina is the source of this 877-nucleotide messenger RNA. RefSeq lists its product as uncharacterized. Gene Ontology annotation, molecular function: guanyl-nucleotide exchange factor activity. NCBI's taxonomy places the organism in Eukaryota, Metazoa, Brachiopoda, Lingulata, Lingulida, Lingulidae. Gene Ontology annotation, cellular component: plasma membrane. Gene Ontology annotation, biological process: Ras protein signal transduction. The record is from RefSeq and is a predicted model, not a curated record.
GUUCAUGAUAUCGGUGUUCUUUAUUGAUAGCUGAAACAACAAUGGAUGCAUUAAUAACAGAAGGGUGUAACUGCAUUUCGAAAUUCGAUUUAAAAAAAGGCGGUUGUCGGUCUUUUGUAAAAGCUUGUCUUGGUCAUAGGACCUUCGUACUAGAUGAUGCUGCCAUCUAUGGUCACCGCGAAUUGACGUCAUAAGAGGACUGCUUGAAGUCCAUGCCUGUUCUUGGAAAUGGAAAGAAACAUCAUGUAAACGCCAGCUCUCUGUUUCAGAAUAUUGGGAAUAUGUAUUCUCUUUAGGUGAGAGCUGUACAGUGUAGGAGCUGUGUGUAUACGUGAGCUAGGUCAGACUAGUGUGAGCAGAGAUGAACAGCCUGUGGCAUUUCAAGCCAGGGGUGAUGUACAGGCUGCUCAAGUCCCCCGAGUAUGUGGAGUUCAGAAAGGUCAUUGUUCUCCAGGAGGCACGCUUCAUGGAAAUCACAGAAGAGGGUGAGGGGAUCAGAAGUGUUCAUCUCGCUCUCACAGCUGACACCUUGUUUAUUGCAGAAAAAUGUCUUCCUGACUAUGUAAAGCAGCCAGAGGUAUGGACAGAGUCAGAUCCUGAGUUAGAAGGAGUGGAGUUGAUAAGUAUUCUGCCACUAGAUGCCUCAGAUAUUGUUGUGCAAGAUGACAGGAAGUAUAAGCGGAUCCAUGUAGACCUACCUAAUGGCACAGCCCGUCAUUAUGAAUAUGCAGAAACGGUUCGCUCAGAAAGGAUCUGGAAAAGUUGGGUCCAGGAUGUCGCUGUGCUGAACAGACAGCAGACUGAAGAUGCUGAAAGCCAUGUGAACCUCACUGUUAUUAGGGUAACUACNUGCGGCCAUUUUUCGAAGAGUUCAUGA